CAUCGCCAAAGAAUACGCAGUUAAUUAGGGGUUACGCUGCUUUGUUCAUUCACUACAUGGGCUUGCAAUACAAUAAUAUAAAAUAUUAGCACUGUAUAUUUUGCCGUCGUGUAUAGCUGUCUUGUCCUUCCUCAGAACAUGCACCUCAGUAUCCUACUGAGUGCCCUUCUCAGCAUCCAUGUCUCUUUGGCUUUCUCUUUGUCCAGUAUCGUUGUGGUUGUUUUUCAAUUCACGAUGGAAUGAAGACUUCCAGAUAGUGUGUUCUGGACGAGAGUUCCGCCUGCCGGUCUACUCAGGGUCAAGGAUCGUGACCUUUACCCCCAGCUACCCUCCAGGACCUAGAAGAGUGCUACUGGAGAACAACAAUUUGAAGGACCCGCGGUUUGAGUGGACCAAAGAUAGGACAUUGCUGUUGAAGGACGUCACAAACAGUGACCAGGGGCUCUACUCUAUCAAGCUGUCAUCUGGAUUCACUGAUGAGACCGUUCGCCUCACUGUCUCAGAAUGUAUAAAAACCUUCCGACGGGGCUAUGGGGAGACCUUUCAGCACAACAUCCCUAAAGAUGGCUCCCUGCUGGAGUUCUCUCCCCGGCGCUCCCCCCCUGAUUCCCAGCCGGUGGUACUGUGGAACCGGACGGACCUUGAGACCAGUGAGGCGGGCCGGGGGAGGCUGGGGUCGGAUGGGAGGGUCUGGGUGGCAGAAAGGGUGACCCAGGCAGACCAGGGAAACUACACCAUCAGAGACGAGAAUGGGAAAGUAAUCUCCCGCAGCAAACUCACUGUCAAUGGGCACACCUUCAAUGUCACCCGCUUCUUCAAGGAGUCUCUAAACCUUCCCCUGUUUCUCCCUGUCCCUCAUGUCCACCUCAUUUUUACCCCCUCCCUGCACCCGUCCAACCCCUCCAAUGUUCCCCUUGACUCCCGGUACUCCCGCCCCGUGCAGCUGAUCAGGGACGGGCAGAUCGUGGACCAGGACCCCCGGUAUCGGGGCCUCAUCUCUCUGUGGAGAAACAGGACUGUCAACGAGGUGGUCAUCACCAGGCUGAGUGCAAAGCAUGAUGGGAUGUAUGAGAUUCGAGAUCAGGACGGAAACCUGGUGUCGUCUACCGUUCUCCAUGUGGUCGAUAAGACUGCUAGAUGGAGAGCGGUCCUCAAGUCUAUCAGCGUCCCUUCUGGCAUGUUUGUGACUUUGGCUGGUUUCAUCCUAUUUAUGAAGCGCUACCCUAACUGCAGCCUCACUAUGAUCAUCAACGGCCUAAGAGGUCACCACACACCCGCAGCUAACCCGCCAAGAGUCAAUGUCCAGGACUACAGUCCGCCCAGCCCCCAGCCCUGUGGUUUUUACGGUCAUUCACGGCAGAUUGCAACGCCAAAAAUAUGGAGCCCCAGACCUACACAUUCGGGUUACACUCCUGUUGUGGACAGUGCACCACUUGUAGUGAACAGUGCACCACAGCCCUCCCCUGAGCCAGUGAGGACUGGGAGUAAACAGGAGACAGACAGACUUAGAGUUGAGACUGCCACUACUCACACUCCGAGUAGAGAGGAGACUGCUGGCAGCGAGAGGGAGAUCUCCUUUUCUGUCGCUGGCGCCUCCGACUGCCUCCACACAUCUGAAGACUGCUUUCAGUUCCAGAUCAAGAAAGAGGGAGUCGAGAGAUGGAGCAAUGCAGAAGACUACUUCUCCACACUUCCACUGGACACGGAUACCUCGGAAACUUGCAGCGUCUACAUUUCUGACAAACUCAACUUCCUAUAGAGCACAGAGAAGAGGAGUGAAUGGAGGUAAAGAGAGGGAGGAGAUAAAAUAGUGGAGGGAGAUAUAUACAGUGGGGGAAAAAAGUAUUUA
This is a messenger RNA of Coregonus clupeaformis (lake whitefish), 1849 nucleotides long. RefSeq lists its product as uncharacterized. The transcript is spliced from 11 exons. Bases 179 to 1759 code for a protein of 526 amino acids. The record is from RefSeq and is a predicted model, not a curated record. Lineage: Eukaryota; Metazoa; Chordata; Actinopteri; Salmoniformes; Salmonidae.